Molecule: messenger RNA, 2808 nt
Organism: Dermacentor andersoni
Lineage: Eukaryota; Metazoa; Arthropoda; Arachnida; Ixodida; Ixodidae
Product: ionotropic receptor 93a-like
Cellular component (GO): membrane
Molecular function (GO): ligand-gated monoatomic ion channel activity
Source: RefSeq, a predicted model, not a curated record
CCGUGGGACAUCAUUAUAGAAGGUGGCAGUGGCAGCGUGUUUCCGGCUCCUGCCAUCACUUCCGGCACAUCGAGUCCGCAAAAGCAUAGACUUUGAUAUUCGUUUUCCGUUACUCAAGGGGAGCCGUCACUCAUGUGUGUAUUUGGAGGCCGCCUAUUUACGCUUUUCAACAUGUUCACACGUGGCAAAGAGGAAGUGACGAAAUUCAUAAAAAUGAUUACACUAAUGAACUUUUGGUUUGACCUUACGGUAUCGCCUUAAAGAAUACUGGCUGAACUGACUGCAGAAGCGCUUACAAAACCUUUAAAUUGCAGGUAAUGCCCUACAUAAUAAGCACACCUGCACCUGGCGGGCUUGUGCUUGAGGGGCCUAUUGCCACCAUGAUGGAGAUCAUUUCAAGAGCGUCGAAAAAGAAGCUUUUGGUCGUUAACCAGAAUGAAACCAUUUGGGGAUUUAAACUCAACGGAAGUUACACCGGUUACCUAGGACUCAUUGCCCGAGGUGACAGCGACGUGUUUGUGGGGCCAGUGAUGCCUACCGUAGAGAGAAUGGAAAUGGGAGAAAUUACGCCAUCUUACGUCUUCACCGAAAUGCACUUCAUGACCCCGAAACCUUCGAAAUAUGUCGAUGCCUUUGCGUUUGCGUCGUCUUUCAGCGUAGAGGUGUGGUUCGGCCUGUUCAUUUCUAUGCUGAUUAUUUCUGCAACGUUCACUCUCGACAAGUGUGUUCAAGAAAAGAACGCCGAAAGCAUGCUUCGAAAGUUUGGAAGCAGUUUAUGGCUUUGCAGCACGUAUUUCUUCAAUGCAGCAAAACACGAAAGGGUGACAAGCGUUUCGACCAGGAUUCUGCUCGGAUCGUGGAGUCUCUUCCUUUUCGUAUUGGUGACGUUGUUGAGCAGCCGUCUCGUGAGCACCAUGCUUGUGAAGAGCACCGAAGAUCACGUGGACACCCUUGACGACGUGCUCAGGUUUCCGAAGCUCAAGAUCAUUGUGGAAAGAAAGACUGGCUUUGAGGAUUUCGUCAUGAAACCAAAAACUGCUUUCUUCAAAAAGCUUCAACGCCAUGUAGUGCUCGUCCAAGGUUCCAUUGUUCCCGGAGCAGUGCUGGAUGACGUGUUCGACCGCGUCGAAGGUGGAGGUCACGUGGUCCUGCACGAGCGGCACUUCCAGGACGCCACGCUGGCGGCUCGCUACGCCAGGCGUGGCCAUUGCAGUUUCAGGCGAGCACGUCAGAGCCUGUACCUGCAGCCAGUGGGCAUGAUGCUGAGGAAGGGCCUGAAGCCAGACGUCAAGCGCACCAUAAAGACGCACCUGAGGAGAGCAUUUGAGAUGGGCCUCCAGGUUAGGCCAAUGCAACCAUACAUAUUCAACGCGACCAGAUGCUACGCCGAAGAUCCCCAGGAAGCCGCCGCUUACCUACUUGAGGAUAUGCAGGGAGCGUUCUUUUCUCUGGUCUUAGGUCUUGCACUUUCUUUGGGAAUGUUCCUGACGGAGCUGACAGUAAUCUGCACCCAAUCAUUCAAGCUAAUCCGCCGACCUCUCCACUAAACGGAGCAUGUACUCAUCAAGCUCGUAAAUAUCGUUUGUUUGUUGACUGUAGUAUAACUGGGAAAAACCAGAGACGCAAUGAUUUACACGUUUUCUAGAAUUUUCCUCGUUUUCCAGCGAACUGCAAAAACAGACUAAAAGGAUAAACUAAGAUGUAUAUGUCGAUAUUCUACUUGUUUUAAAGAACGUGUUUCCUCUGAUAUUUUACUAAGCACGUGCAUGCAAAGCGAGACACACCAGUAGCCAGCUUUGCUGCUACCUUUGCAGCUGCGCGACGAGACUCGUAAGGGUAACUAUACCACAAAACAUUCCGUUCUCUCAGCUGUGAAAUAUCUGAAAUAAACUGUUGUUAUAGCGUUAUCAGAGCAAGCAGCGACAACGAACAAACCAGCUUAAAGUUUUGCAUCUGCAGUACGCGCACUGCAUGAAAGACUUGUAAUCAAACUUCCAAGUGAAAAAUAAAGCUAUAAAAUUAACUCACACCACGCAUUUAAAUUUGUUUUGAGGAAGUGGCAUAAUCAACUGUGGGAAUGAAACUUCGGUGUGACAUCAUCUCCGCUAAGGUAAAGAAUUGGUCAAAGCAAUUUUAGAAUUAUUGAUCCUACUAUUUUAAUUGUCCUGAUGGCAUUUCUCUUCUUCGCGAUAGUUUGUGCCUUCGGUUUUUGUAGGGUGGCAAUGACUUGCAUGCCAUAUGCUGUUGCAUGUGCUAAUGUACGUGCUGCCUCUGUCCUGUGCACCACAGUUAUCUUGAGAGCUGUAGUGGGACAUAGCGAAGCGUCAUCGCUGUCCCUUGAGUAUGCGGUGAUUCGCUCUGGUGUUGAUGGUGCUAUGCACAUCGCUAUGCGUCCUAUGCUGACACAACAGUCUUUUCGGGCAAGCAGUCGUGGGCAUCCGUGUGAAAAGAGCAAGAUAAGUGAGGCGGCAAAGUGGUUAUUUAAAAGGCACCUUGCACCGGCCAGAAGUUUCUGCGACACUUUCAUUUACAGUCGAACGCCUUUCUAAAGAAUUGCUUGGGGCCUCCAAAAUCAUUCGCUACAUAGGUCUCUUCGUUGUAAAAGCCUCACACCAUAGAGCUCCCAAUAAAACAUCGACAUAGUUAUUCCAUCCUUAUACAGCUCAUCUCAUUGUAAAAUAGUUCGUUGUGGAGGUGCACGAUAGUAUUAUUUGAGCGUCUCCGACACCAGACAAUAAACAUGUGAAGCAAAGGAGAAGACAUUAUAAGCUCAAGAAAUCUAAAUUCCGGAGUUUUAGGCACUGCAGC